UUUUACAAGUCCACUCUUCCUCUGUCUCUGUGACUCAUCUGACAUUAAGGACUGUAAGAGCAUGUGGAGUGUGUGUGCAUUGUGCGGUACAUGCGAUUGCAACAAUUUAUCAUGAAAGGAGAUUAAAGCUCUAUGCCUCGACUCUGUCUGGCUGAAACAAUCUGCACAGGACACGCAGCACCUCAGCAGCAGUUAGCAAAGUGCUGCAGCCGGCGUGGUGAGCUCUGAGAGGAAAUAGAUACAGAACAGACAAUUCUCAAUGCACAGGUUCCCUUCAGACAUUUGCAUGCUGUUUGACAGUGUGACUUCUGGAGCACUGCUUCUUGUAUCUCCAUCAUCCAUUGACAAGAGGACGGGAAAACAAAAGUCUAUCAGUCUGAUUAUGGAUGACUACAAUGUCUCUGCCGAGAGCCCCCACACAGGCCAAGGCCGACAGAACUCAAUUAAGUGUGGAUGGCUGCGGAAGCAAGGAGGUUUUGUAAAAACCUGGCACACGCGUUGGUUUGUUCUCAAGGGAGACCAGCUCUAUUAUUUCAAAGAUGAAGAUGAAAUGAAGCCUUUGGGAACCAUCUUUUUGCCUGGAAACAGAGUGGUGGAGCAUCCAUGCAAUGAAGACAGUCCAGGGAAAUUCUUAUUCGAAGUAGUUCCAGGGGGAGAUCGGGAUCGGAUGACUGCAAACCAUGAAACAUACCUUCUUAUGGCCAGCACGCAGAAUGACAUGGAAGACUGGGUGAAGUCAAUCCGCAGAGUCAUAUGGGCACCAUUUGGUGGAGGUAUAUUUGGGCAGAAACUGGAAGACACGGUACGCUUUGAGAAGAGGUAUGGCACACGUCUGGCUCCCAUGUUGGUGGAGCAGUGUGUGGACUUUAUCCGGCAGCGUGGGUUGACAGAGGAAGGACUAUUUAGACUGCCUGGCCAAGCAAACCUGGUGAAAGAGCUACAAGAUGCUUUUGACUGUGGGGAGAAACCAGCAUUUGACAGUAACACAGAUGUCCACACCGUAGCCUCACUUCUGAAGCUGUACCUACGUGAGCUGCCAGAACCUGUCAUCCCAUAUUCAAAGUAUGAGGAUUUUCUCUCAUGUGCAAAACAGCUGAGCAAAGAGGAGGAAUCUGGAAUGGCAGAACUAGUGAAACAAGUAAAGAGCCUCCCACCAGUUAAUUAUAACCUAUUAAAGUACAUCUGCAGAUUCUUGGAUGAGGUGCAGUCCUAUGCUGGAGUGAAUAAAAUGAGUGUUCAGAACUUGGCUACAGUCUUUGGGCCAAACAUCCUGCGUCCCAAAGUGGAGGAUCCAAUGACUAUAAUGGAGGGUACUGUCAUCGUGCAGCAGUUAAUGGCAGUAAUGAUAAGUGAGCAUGAAACACUUUUCCCCAAAGAAGCUGAUGUUCAGAUUGAUGCUGGACAAGAACUGACCAACAACAACAAUGAGCUGAAGAAAAAGAUGCUUCUAGGCCAAAUACAGAACAAGGAGAAUAAUAAUACAAAGGAUAUAGCAGUGAGACGUUGCUCCUGGGAGAAGUCCGAUUCUCCGCAAAGGUCAAAUGUUGACAAUGGAUCUCCCACUGUACUCUCAGGAAGUAAAUCCAGCAGCCCAAGGAACAGCAUUCACAAACUGGAUGUAACCCGAAGUCCACCGCUAAUGGUGAAAAAAAAUCCGGCUUUUAACAAGGGUAGUGGGAUUGUCACCAAUGGUUCUUUCAGCAGCUCUGCAGAAGUCCAUGACAAACACCAUUCUUUGCCCAAUGGUACCUUACAGGCUAGAAGAGCCUCUUCUCUCAAAAGUUCAGGAACCAAAAUGGGUACUCACAGUGUACAGAAUGGUGCUGUAAAAAUGGGUGUGUCCAGUACAGACCCAAUGAGCAAUGCUUUGAACAGUCGGACCACAAGCUGGCUGCCCAAUGGAUAUAUCACAUUAAGAGAUAACAAACAAAAAGACUCUGCAGGUGAAUCAUUGCAGCAGCACAGAUUGUCCACGUAUGAUAAUGUUCACCAGCAGUUUAUGAUGAACUCUGAUGAUAAGCAAAGUGUGGAUAGUGCAACGUGGUCCACAUCAUCAUGUGAAAUCUCUCUCCCUGAGAACUCCAACUCCUGCCGCUCCUCCACAACAACUUGUCCAGAGCAGGAUUUUUAUGGUGGGAACUUUGAAGACCCUGUUUUAGAUGGGCCAGUCACUGAGGAUAUUACUAAUGCAACAGACUUUGAGAGCAAAUUUGACAGGAGAAGUGCUGGGGGUCACAGCAGCAGGGCUACCAGCAGCAGUGACAACAGUGAGACUUUUGUAGUGAGCAACUCAAGCAACCACAGUGCACUUCACAGCCUUGUGUCCAGUUUAAAACAGGAAAUGUCAAAACAGAAAAUGGAGUAUGAGACCAGAAUAAAAAGCUUGGAACAAAGAAAUCUAUCUCUGGAGACAGAAGUAGUAGCCGUGCAUGAGGAACUGGAGCAAGAAAGAAAGAAAUACACGAUGGUGGAAAUUAAAAUGAGGAAUGCAGAACGUGCAAAAGAGGAUGCUGAGAAAAGAAACGACAUGUUGCAGAAGGAGAUGGAACAGUUUUUCUCAACUUUUGGUGACCUCACAGUGGAACCGCGUAGGCCAGAGAGAGGGAACACAAUAUGGAUCCAGUAAAGUGGGCCAAAGUACGUUGGACAGUGAGAAGGAGCCGUAGUGUUUUCACACGGAUGGUCUUCAGGUGGCUGGUCACCUGACCAAGAUUAGCACUCAUUUUCUAGGUACCAUAUAGGGAGGGGGCAAAUAAAAUGAAUCUGCUACAUCCACAGUAUCUGCCUAACCAAGUCUGUUCUAUUAUUACAUGAUCCAUAUUGCUACUGUCAAGUGUUACAACUGGAUAUGUGUACAUAGAUUAUAAAAAAAAGUGUUAUGUUUAAAACAGAAUUGUAUUCCAAGAAUAAUAAUAAUGCAAGUAUUGUAUUUAAAACAGCAAAUUGAUAUGUUGUUGCAGUAAAGCUUUAUAUGAAGUCAAUAUACAGUAUAUCCUUGCACUUAAAAUGUAAUACAAUAUUUUUGCGCAUUGUGCUAUCAUGGGCUUAUUUUGUAUAUUACUUGUCUAUAUUCCCAUGUUGACAGGGAAUGGAAAUAAAAAAAACAAAAACAAUAUAGGAUGAUACUUGUGGCUUUUGAUGUUUGUGCCAACCACCUUGCCUAUGACCAAAAGAAAGUGUACAGAAUUUUAUAAAGCAUUGCCACGAG
Nanorana parkeri is the source of this 3208-nucleotide messenger RNA. RefSeq names its product Rho GTPase activating protein 24 (gene ARHGAP24). The record is from RefSeq and is a predicted model, not a curated record. The coding region runs from base 260 to 2626 and encodes 788 amino acids. The transcript has 10 exons. Gene Ontology annotation, cellular component: focal adhesion. NCBI's taxonomy places the organism in Eukaryota, Metazoa, Chordata, Amphibia, Anura, Dicroglossidae. Gene Ontology annotation, molecular function: GTPase activator activity. Gene Ontology annotation, biological process: activation of GTPase activity; negative regulation of Rac protein signal transduction; signal transduction.